UCGGUCAGUAGGCAGUAUUCUUUCUCUUCGGGUUCAUUGCUGGAGUCAGACGCGAUCGUACGUUAGAAUCGCGUUAAUGAUAAAGUGCUUUUUAGAUCUCUGAUUUAUUAAAAAAAAUAACUUUUUAAACUUUUAACUAGUUUGUUCCCUCGAAGAGAAGUGUUUUUAAGUAAAAAUCAACAGUUUUUGCACAGAAAAUCUAAAGUGUAAGGUACCUCAAGCUAGCGAAAAAGUAAAAUGGCCGAUAAUCAGGAUCAAGAAAUGAACGGCAACGGCCAAGAAAUCGAUCAGAAUGGUGAAGAAAAGCAGGAAAAUGGUGCAGAAAGCACUCCGGUUCGGGAUGAUGACAGGUUGUUGAUAGUGACAGAGACCCAAUAGCCUCUGUGAGACAAGAAUGGACAGCUGAGAGAGACAGACAUGUGGGAUUCUGCACCAGGCUGUGCGAGAGACUCAAGAGAUGAAAGAUGAGGAACUGAAGGAACAUUUUGGACAAUAUGGCGAAAUUGAAAGCAUAAAUGUCAAGACUGAUCCCAACACCGGCCGUUCGCGUGGAUUCGCAUUCAUAGUAUACAAAAGUGCCGAAUCGAUUGAUAAAGUCGUUGCGGCUGGUGAUCACGUCAUUAACAAUAAGAAGGUCGACCCGAAGAAAGCCAAAGCCCGCCAUGGUAAAAUUUUCGUUGGUGGUUUAACCACCGAAAUCAGUGACGAUGAGAUCAAGACAUUCUUUUCACAGUUUGGCAACAUUGUUGAUGUUGAAAUGCCAUUCGAUAAACAGAAGAAUCAACGAAAAGGUUUCUGUUUCAUCACAUUCGAUUCGGAGCAGGUGGUAAAUGAGCUGCUGAAGACGCCCAAACAGACUAUAUCUGGCAAGGAAGUGGACGUUAAGAAAGCUACUCCAAAACCCGAUAAUAUGCAGAUGGGAGGCCCAAUGGGUGGGCGAGGUGGCAUGCGUGGUCCACCACCACGGGGCAUGCGAGGUGGACGCGGGGGACCGGGAGGACCCAAAGGUUAUGGACAAGGCUGGGGUGGACAAGGAUACGGCGGCGGAUACGGUCAAGGCGGAUAUGGUGGAUACGGUGACUAUUAUGGCGAUUGGGGAUGGGGCUACAACGGUUAUGAUUACUCCCACUACGACGACUAUUACGGAGGUUACAAUGACGGCUACGGAAUGAAUGGAGGUCGACCUGUUGGCCCUCGUGGGGGUAAAGGUGCCGGUGGUUACCAGGGAGGCAAGCAGCGAGGUGGCGGAGGUGGUGGAAAUCGUCAACCAAGGCAUACACCGUACUAAGUUCUAUAAAAACCUACCCUGUCCUCUCCCAUUUUUAAUUAUACUAUAGACUAGUAGUUUAGCACCCAAACCAACAUGAAUCCUUGAGAUGAUGAAACAUUAGAAAUAAGCCAAGUAAUAACAAUUCCUAUUCGGGGUCCGAUAAAACAAUUGUAAAGAGCGAAACAAGACCGCUAGAUAAAGACAGCAAGUAAACCAGAGAUAUCUGCAGCGAACAUCCAGCACCGACAAACAGUGGCAAAAUUUCCAGGGUAAAUAUUGAUUCAAAUGGAAUCGUUCGAAAUGAAUUGAAAUGCAGAGGAGUUUCACUUGUGUCAUGACAUCAAUUAACGGAUCAAUGAUUUUUUUGCUUCUCGCUCCAUUGCAGCGCUCUCAAAGUAAUUGUUCUUAAGAUUCACAUUAAUAUUAGAUUGCACAAUAUAAAAGUACAUUUUCGUAAUCGGAGAAGAUUAUUUUCCAUUAACCACGAUUUGAAAUAGAAUAAAACUUUUCAACUCAAUUGAAGAUUUUUUUUUAAUAUACCGGAUCAGGAAAAUGCUAACUUGAUGAAUUUAAACGCAUUAUGACAAUUCAUUCACAAGACAAUGGCGUUAAGCAUAUUGAAUGCAGUAUUAAAUUUUACUGUACCUCAUGUUUCAAUGAUUGGUAUAAGAUGCGAAUAAAAAUACAUUUUUAAUGAUAGCUCAUUACAUAUAAGUAUUUGAAAGUUUACCGUUCAUUUGUAUCACGCCAUUAUUCUUCAACUCGCGACUCAUUAUAAUUUGUCCAGCUACAUGUCAGAUUUUUUCGACGGUUCCAUUUGAAUUUCAGUUGACAUGCAUCCUAUUUCGAACUGUGUUUUCGCAGAUGUCUCCUGUUUUUAUCGUGAUCUUGGUUGUCUAUAGCAGACAACAAUUGAAGAUUUCAGUUAUCACUUUCCACUAAGGAGACAUCGUUAAUCGGAUACAUGACUGAUAAAGGAUAGAUUUAACAAUUUUGCGGAAUGUAGCUCAAGUGUAUUAUUCGAUCAUUUGUUCUCGUGGGCAGCAAAAAUGGUUACUUAGGCGUACGUAUACAAAGACUUGUACUAUACUGAUAUCGAGUGCCCUCGAAUUGUCGCUCGAGACAAUUCAAACGAUUUGUUUCGUUUAUUCAUGGCAUUUGUCUUAUUCCAUAAACUAGGAAUACCUACGAAAAUUGUGAUGCGUACUGUGCGUUUGCUCCCAGUACAGAGUGCAUAAGACGAGAUUGAACAACUAAACUACUUAAUUUAUAUUUUGAUAGGAAUUAAGAUGCAGACUCAUACAACUCCAACUAUUUAUGUAGGUCAGAACUUCAACAUCAAUAAUGUAUUAUAUUUUAUUCAAUGAUCACAAUAAAAUAAAACAGUAAACCGCCAA
Molecule: messenger RNA, 2667 nt
Organism: Malaya genurostris
Lineage: Eukaryota; Metazoa; Arthropoda; Insecta; Diptera; Culicidae
Gene: sqd
Product: RNA-binding protein squid
Exons: 7
Coding region: 458-1288 (276 amino acids)
Biological process (GO): regulation of gene expression
Cellular component (GO): nucleoplasm
Molecular function (GO): RNA binding
Source: RefSeq, a predicted model, not a curated record